GCGAAGCAGAGGGGACGGCGCAAGAGAAAAGAGGCAGAGAAGCGGGGUUCUGGGGGCGGACGGAGUGUGAGGAGGGGGGGGGGGAGUGGACGGUUGCGCCGAGGGAGAGGUGGUUGGUUUUGUUUGAUCGAUGGCUUGUGACUGCAUACUAAGGAGAGGGAGGUGGAAGAAGAGAACGGGCGGGUGGAGAACGUAACAAGGGUGUGGUAAUGGAGGCACUGGAGUCCUUGCCUUGUAUCGGACGGUUGAGUUCUUGCCACGUGGCAGAGCUGAGUCCCGCUUCCGACUCGGGGAGGGGGUGUGGGCAAACUGCGGUCGCUGGUCAUCAGCAAGAAGCGGGACUUGAUGCACGGGCGGGAGCGCCAUUAGGAGGGGAGAGAGGAGAGGGAGCAGGAGGGUUUGAGCAUCAUCAUCAGCAGCAGGAAGACGGCGGAGGGCAGGAGGAGGGUAAGAAGGGAAGACAACGAAAGCAGGGAAAGGAGGGGAAGGAGGAGAAAGGCGAACAAAAGCGGGAGGGGGAGGGGGAGGGGAAGGCGGAGGUGGUGGGUGAGCGAGUCGGGACGAACAAUGCGGGAGGCGUAGAGGCGACAGCAGCAGCAGCUCCGGCUGUCUGCUUACCAGACAAUCUUCUUGGGGAUUUGCCAUCGCGGAGUAGAGAUGAGUCUGGCGGCGAUGGGUAUGUAGGGCUGCAGAGUUCCUCCGCGCAUUUGCUGGCUUCUGCUGCUGCUGCUCUACCUGCUCCGCCUACCCUUCCUUCUUCUCCUCCCGCUUCGCGUGGCGCUCGUGCUGCUGCUGAUAGCGAAGGGCAGGGUUUGGCCGAGAGUGGACAGGAAGAGGAGCAUGGUGUGCGUGGACACGUGGCGACGAUGGACGAAGGGUUGUGGUCGAGAAUAGAGGAGGCGAAGAUGGUGGGUCGGGACCGGGAAGCUGAUGCGGACGGGGGGAGGAAGGAGAGACGGGACGCGGAAGAAUCGGGCGCGAGUACGGUCGUCGAGAGCCGCGUGUUCUCUUCUUCGGGGCAAUUAGAGAAGGGGCGGGGGAGAGGAAUGGGGGGAGGAGGAGAAGGGUUGGUGGGGAUGGAGAGUGAUGAAGCGCGGGGAUCGCCUAGGGGACAUAAUGAGGGUGAGGGUGGAAUAGAGAGGAGGGGGGGGGAAGAUAGAAGAGGCGCUGCGGAAUCAACGUCGACCUUGACGGAGGCCUAUUUGCCGGAAAGUUCGGUGAAAGUUCUGGAUCUCGCGAUGGCGUCCUUACAGCCAGAAGAGAGAAGUGUCAUCGAGAAACUACAAAUGCUAGGCUGGACAGUGGAAGCGAAACAGGUGGAGGACGCGAAUGGAGCGGUGGUGGGCACGCUAGGGGAGGGGGAGAAGAGUUUCUUGUUCUCCUACAUGAGUCCAGACACGCCAUCGAAGGUCUUUUACACGUUAGAGGAUGUGUACACGGAGGUCACAAGGAGAGCGGGUGAGGAGGACGGUACGGCAGCGAUGGCGGAUGCCGGAGAUGGAGAGGAGCAGGAAGAGGAAGAGGAGGAGGAGGAGGAAGAAGAGGAGGAAGAGCAGGAUGAAACGACGGGACAGAGAGAGGGAAAGACGCCCGGCAUGCCAAACUUCACUCAGGCUAAGGCAACAACAACAAAUGUCAAUGGAACGAUGGCAGGUCCAGCUCCUGGUGCAACAACUCCGUGGACAACUCCUGGUACAGCUGCUGGUGCCGCCCCUGCUGCUUCUCCUCAUCCCACUCCUCCUCCAACUACAGUUGCUGCGCCUCAGCGUAGAUGGGCCAAGGCCAAACCGAAGCCGCCUCAGUCGAAGAAACAAGGUUCUACCGCAGUUGUCAGUGGCCUCAAGGGUGCGGUUGUGCUUGGUUUAUCAUCCUCCUCUGGAACUGCGGCUGUACCCUUAGCUCAGACCAUGGGAGAAGACAAAGAGGCAGGGUCACGUAAGAGUGCUAGGCAUACCCGACGCAUAGCGAGGCAAGGGAAAGCCACAGGAAGCCAUUUACAAGGUCUGGAGAACGAGGGUGGGGGUGGAAAGGAGCUGGCUGCUGGUAGCCAGUCUGGAUUGUCGAUGUUGGAUGCAUCCGACAGCUGGAAGGGAGGCGUGGUAUCAGGUGUUAGGAUGCCUGGUGCUAGCGUGCAGGAGCUGAUGCAACAUUGCCCCCCAUUGGGUGAAGAGGGAAGCUCCGAGGAUAGAGUAUGCAGAGGUCUCACAGGACUAGAGCGGGGGCCUGGUCAACACCCUGCAGGCGCUCCUGGUGAGGUUUCAGAGGACGAGCAAGAUGGGGAUGAUGAGAGUGAGGAGGAGCAGGGCGAGGAGGAAGAGGCCAGUGAGGGAGAGAGAAGUGGGACAGGUGGUCCCCGAAGGAAGAAGCGAAGGAUGGCUAAGGUGACAGCUGUUGAGGAGGAGUUGGGGGGUGUUUGUACAGAUGGUGUGGCCGUGGGACUAGACUCCGGUGUUGGUGAAGUUGAGGGGCCUGAGGGGUUCCCAUCAAUAGUUAUGAAUGCUCCAGAGAACCCUUUUGCAGCGAGCGACGAGCAUCUUGAUCUGUUCAUGGCCCAGGGCCAGUCUCAUCAUCAUUUGGCCUUGGAUAUGGUGGGAAUGGAUGAGGACGAGUCAGAGGAUGAUGACGAUGAUGGUGAGGGUGACGAGGAUGAUACUCGGGACGACAUGUUGAAUCUGGUGCAACAGCUUGGGCCUCCUGCAGGAUUCAUGCAUGGCACUCAGCACAUGGUAAUGGGCCAGGUGGGGCUUCCUCAUCAUAUGGUAAUGCAGCAGUCAAUGAUGGUGAGUACGCCGAAUCUGGCAGCAGCAAUGUUGCAACCAGCAUCCAUGUUUGGGCCACCACAUAUGGUAGGAGCUCCGGGCCUUAUCGGUGCCCCGCAUGGAAUGAUUCCCACAUCGAAUAUGGUGGGACCUCAUGGGGUGAUGCACCCACACAGCCAGGGGCUGGCUGCACCUCACAUAGUGCCAACCCCUUAUGGGUACUCCUCAGGUCACUUGCUGAGUGGUGGUGGGAUGUCGCGCUUGGGCAGUGCCCGUUCAGUGCAGAAAAAGGGGGGACUGGGCACAGAUUCUGCUGCCGAGGAUGAGAGGGAGCUGGCAACGCUGAGCGAAAGUGUGGGAUUCCGACGGAAGGACGAUAUGCGGCAGCACCAUGGCUUUGACUGGUCAAAAGGAAUGGGAAUGGAUGGGUCUGACCAUCGCGGCGGUGGGAGGGAGGCUCGGAUCUAUCGCUGUAGUAAGUGCGGUGAACCGAAGAAGGGGCACAUCUGCUUGGCAAAGAUAGGUGGAGGGGGGAGGAAAAUGAGAUCUGUGGGGGCUGGUCUUCUGGACCAGCACGUACUUUCCAGACAGGUUACAACCUCGCACAAGAACAACAACAAAUCAGCGGAUGUGAAAGGAGGAGUGGGAGAAAUAGAAUUUGAAAAGGUAGUGCCGCAGUCUGAUGGGAUGGGUGAAACUGUCAAGUCAGUGACUGAAGAUUGUGCAAUAAGUGAGGACCUUGUUGCAGACAUGGAUGGCAUUGAUGGGGACGUUGCUGAUGGGGCAGCAGAAAUGGAAAUGCCGGGUCUAGAGGCAACGAAGGCCGAGGAGCUUGGCGAGGAACCUAAUGAACAUGUUCAAAAAAAUGGGGGUGAGGGUGUGGAGCCUACCGCAACUGCCUGCAACCCAGGCAAGUCUGGUCAUGAGGUCGAUUCGUCUGUUCCAAGUUCUCUUCACAAUGGGGUGGAGAACAGUGGCUGUGGAAACUUGCAGCAGUCCACUGCAACUCCAUUGGUCCCACCUCCGUUUUCACCAUCAGCUAAGGACAGCACUUUCCCGCCAGGUCCAGAGAAAAACGUAGAGGCGUCUGAUCCACCUCACGAGGCGAUGGAGGCAAGUGGUGUUGCAAGUGGUGUUGUUUCAGCAUGCCGUGAGCUGCCACUUGGGAGCAGCCCCAUGGCUGAUGCCGAUAAGCUCAGUCCUUGCAAUAAUGGCACACAAGGGAAUGUCUUGGCCGAUCCGCAGAGUGUUAGUAUCACAAAGGAUGCUGAUUCUGAGAUCGCUGCGGAUUUGCCAUUAUUGACCGCGGUACCUGCUGUCCCAUCAUCACCCCUGCGUCAACAAUCACCUAUUUGUCGAUCUCCGACUCAUUCUGGCUCACUUCCAGUCCCGCCAGUCCUACAAACCGGUUCCUCAUCACUCACUCCUGCCGCCCCUCCUGCUGCUCCUCCCGCUGCUGCUCCUGUUGCUGCUCCUGCUGCACCACCGCUUGCUGCUGCUGCUGCCGCUCCUCCACUAGUUGCUGCUGCUGCUGCUGCUGGCCCCCCACCACCUCUUCCUCCUAGCAUUCAAGCAACAGCUCAGCUGCCUCCGCGAUCUCCUUUGCAGGCACCGCCCCCACCUCAUCCUUCUGGGGCUCCUCUUCCCCCUCCUGCUCCUCGCCCAGCUGCUGCUUCGAAAUCGUCUUCGCGAUCAAGGUCGACUUCCCCUUUCAAUUGCAUGCCGCCUCAUGUUUCAGGAUCUCCCAGUAUUAUCAAUCGAACUUGUUCUUCACCAAAGCGGCAGCUGCCAGCAGAGUCCCUCGCUGCUACAUGGGAGUCGAUGUCCCCUUUGCUUCCACCGCAGCCUACCUCAAGAUCUUUUGUGACACCUGAGAGUGGGAACUCCUUAGGUUCUUAUUCCCUCGCCGCAGCACAGCAUGCAGCUGCUGGGCGGCUGAGUGCAAGGAUGUCACAGUUGGCAGAGGCUCCUACAAAUGCCAAGACCUUAUUGGGAAGCGGUGUUCUUGACGGAGAGACUGUCAAGUACAUUGAUCGGUCAGGGAAGGUACUGCUGACUGGUCUGAUCAAGAGUGGCAUGAUCAUGUGCCAUUGCAAGAAAUGCAGAGGCAUUGAGAAAGUAAAUGUGUCCAUUUUUGAGAAACAUGCCGGCAGCCCUGCUCGGCAUCCAAGUGACUACAUUUUCUUGGACAGUGGAAAAUCCCUUCGGAUGAUCAUGGAUGAGGCUAUCAUGGCGGCAAAUGCAGGUGGGGCAGGUCAUAGCGGCUUCAGGUCGCCUCAGGUGUUUGACUCACCGCACUUUGGCCGCGAGCUAAUGGAGAUGUCCAAUGCUACUUUGAGUGGGAGCGGAAACCAUGGGACAUCCAUGGCACUAGUUCCGUAUGGUGCCAGUUCUCAAAAGAAAAGAGCAGGCGUGGAGGAGGCUCUCGAUUGCUGCCUUAAGUGCGGUGAAGGGGGAACGCUCCUCUGCUGUGAUGGAGAUGAAUGUCCUAACAUGUACCAUCUAGAAUGCGUUGGACUCUUGGCUAUUCCCAAAGGUGACUGGUUUUGCCCCUCUUGCUCGAAGAACAGUUCAAUGAGAAAGAAAAUGAGGCGUGAAGAUAGCAAAUUUGAUGACAGACCGGGAGCAUCAUCUGCCGUUGUGCCGUUUGGAGUUCCACGGACACCUGCAACCGUGUCCAAGGGGAAGACAAGGGAGCCUGCUACCUUGCACAAGGCCCUGUUCCGUCCAGGAGGGCUACCGGAUGGGACGAUGCUCGGCUACUACAUCAAGGGAAAGUGCUUGUUAUCAGGAACGAAGAGUGGCACCGGGAUCCUGUGCGACUGCUGCAACAUGGUGAUUAGCUGCUCGCAGUUUGAACAGCAUGCCGGAAGAGGUUCACGCCGUAAUCCGUACACGAGCAUCUACCUACCUGAUGGUAGGUCUCUUCGAGAAGCAGCCAAGGCCAUGGAAGGAAACACAGGACUUGUGGAUAAGGAAGGCUGUGUUGGUGACGCGGCAUUGGAUGGGAGUGCAGACUGCUGCUUGGAGUGCGGAGAUGGCGGAAACCUUGUGCUAUGCGACAACUGUCCUGCUGCAUUCCAUCCAGAAUGUGUGGGGCUGGUCAACAUCCCAAGUGGAGACUGGUACUGUCCCCCUUGCCAGAGCAUCAGGUCAGGUGGACUGGACACGGCAGGGAAAGCGGGUGGGGUGCAAAAGAGAACGUCAAAGGUCGGCGGUGAAGGGUUUGCCGAGAAAGAUGGCGUGCUGGCACGAUGUCGCCGUAUUCUGAAUGAGCUUGACAAUAUCGGCGGCGGCUGUGUCCUCUGCAGGUGUUGUGAUUUCACCAAAUCUGGGUUCGGGCGACGGACGAUAAUGCUCUGUGAUCAGUGUGAAAGGGAGUUUCAUGUUGGCUGCCUCCAAGAGCAAGGGCUAGCAGAUUUAUUGGGCCUCCCAGAUGACGAUUGGUUUUGUUGUCAAGAUUGCGCACGCAUACACGAGAGCCUCAGAAGGAUGCUGGUGGCAGGACCCUUGCCUGUGCCGAAUUAUAAUCCGAAUCCAAGGCGAGAAGGGGGGGAGGAGGGAAAGCGAAAGCAUGAUGGGGAAAAGAUAGAUCCAUCGGAGCGGACCUGGCAGCUGUUCCGAGGACGCCGAGGAGAUGCGGCAAAUGGACGAACGCUGGCUUCCGUCAUCAGCAUGCUCUCGGAAUGCUUUGACCCAAUGGUCGAAGGCUCCUCAGGGCGCAACAUCAUUCCACUCAUGGUUCACAGUCGCAAUACGAGGGACAAUGAUUUCGGUGGGAUGUUCUGUGUGGUGCUCUUCCACAAGGAGAAACCGGUUUGUGCAGCGACUGUUCGAGUAUUUGGGAAACAACUCGCAGAGAUGCCACUGGUGGGAACGCGAACCAAUGCUCGACGACAGGGACACUGUCGUGCGCUUUUGUCGGCGAUUCAAUGGAUGCUUGGCAAGCUUAGAGUGGAACGACUCGUACUUCCCGCAGCGCAAGGAGCAGAGGACACAUGGCUCCAUGGCUUUGGCUUUACCAGAAUGGCGGAGGAACAGAUCCGUAAGCACCGGUCAGAGCUGCAGAUGUUCAUGUGCUCAGGUUCUUCGUUUCUUCAGAAAAUGAUUAUACCGCUGCCGGGAGAUGAACUGGUUGCGGACUUGCUGCGGAUGGCAGCAGUGCAGGCUGGUGCCAAGCCCGCUGGAGCUGAGCCGAAAAGCGGGCAUGUUAUUCUUCCGAACGCGAAGUCGAAGCAUGAAGCAAAGCCUGGGGCAGAGGAGCAACAAGGGGAGGCAGCCUCUCCCGAUCUCGCUGCACCGCGGCAGACUCUGUCACCGAAGUCGCAGCUUUCCAAUGACGACAACCGGCACACGCAAACAGAAGUCAGGUCCACUCCCAUUGAGAAGGAGAAGGAGAAGGAGAAGGAGAAGCCCAAGGAGAAGCGCAAGGAGACGUGGUCCCAUGCUUUGGAGGCUCUAAGGCAGUCGAGAGCUCCAGCGACAACAGGGGGUAAGUGUACGAGCAAGGGUGAGGCCACAGCCUCACCCCUGGAUAUGCCAAGUCCGACCACAACGGGUGGAGAGUUGUUGACAAGACCGAAAAAGAGAGUGAAGCUCCUUGUGGAAUCCAAUGGCGGUGAUAAGUGGAGGGGGGGGGGCGCAGGGGUGCCAGAAUGGUGGAGGGAUCCUUCGGGUGCCGCCCCUUCCACCACCGCAGAUAGGGCGAGGGUGGAUAAGAGUGCUGUUUGCGAAUUGAGGAGUGAUCGUCCAUCUGCAAACGCGGUACAAACAUCGAGGGGCUGGAGUGCACAAGAGGACCGCGGCCAGGAGAUGCUAAGGGAAGGAGGAGGAGGAGGAGGAGGAGAGGCGAUUAUGAAAUCGCCACGGCCACCGGCCAUCAAGCUCAGUGUCAGAGCCACGGGCUCGAAGGACGGGGAGGACGGGCAACGGGUGGUGUCGCCCACCCCCUCAGGAGGGUCGCAAUCGAAGAAACUACCUUUCCGAGUCGUUAUCCGAUCGCCACGGGCGUCGGAGAGGGACCCAGAGUCGGGAUUGCGAUCGCCACCGUCCAAGGACGGUGGCAAUUCAAGUGAGGCAGACGGAAGUGGAAGAGGAGGGCUGAAGUUUGUGAUUAAGCGGUCGGAUUCUGAGAGGUGUUCUCCGUUAGACGAGGGGUGGAAUGACACGAGGAAGAGAGGAGGUCAAAACAAGGAGGGCACUUUUUCGCUGGACGACAGGUAUUCAAAGUCCUCGUGGGGCCUCUCGACCAAAGAGGAGCGGGUUGUUGUCGGUGAGAGGAGGAGCGGCAUCCACAGUGGCUGUGAGAGCAGCGACUCUGGGGCCUCACGUGGAACGCUCGGCGGAGUAGGGAAGGGCAAGCGAGGCGGUAGAAUUCCAAGGGGCUUGAGGACUGGUUCGAUUGUUUGGAGGGGGCCCAUCUCUCCUCCUCCUCCUCCUCCUAAGGAUGUGAUCAAUGGCGGCUGCGAGAAGAAUGGCACGGAGCUUGUUGCUCCGAAAACGGAUGCUGCGCCCAAUCAUCUUCCUGUCGACACCCCGCCAUCCUUGCAUUCGCUGGACAUUCCGACCCAUAAGAAGAAGAGGAGUGCACUGAGGCGUCCAGGCGGAGAAGUCAAAGUCAACGCCAGUCUCCCGGCUGGACUGGAUUCAGCAAGAGAAGGAAAUGCCGAUCCAGGUUGUGCAUCAGCACCACUCCCUCUCAGCAUGAACAGCAAUAGGAGAGCCAGCUUUAUGCCGGCUCCCAGCCGCUGUGGGGGGCCCCAUGAGCUGCUGCCUGUAGUCAAUGACAGUUUGCGAGGGUGUUCUCAGCACGGCGCAGCAGUCGGCGAAAAGGGCUCAGCCGGUCAGAGUGUAAGGAGGAAAGUAGUAGCAGUGCCUAGUUCCGAAAGGAAAAGAGAUCCGCAUUUGUCGGAGGAAUUGCAGGAGGCGAGGGGAAACGGGAGGCCAGGGAGCCAUGGGUGGAGAAGAUGGGAGGAUAUGGAUGUGGAGGACGGGCGCGGAAGAAAGCAGCGGUGGAACCGGCCGGAGACGGGAGGGGGCAUAAUUGAUUUUCACCCAUCUUCAGCUCCAGUUACAGGAGGGUUGGCGAAGACCAGACGGCCUGCGGGUACCGUGGAGCUGACGCCGGAACGAAGGCGUGUUGCUUCCACCGCCCACAGCGACGUUGCAUCGCAAAGGAAGUCGGCAUUUAGGCAUCCACAGGCACCCUCAGCAGUGACGGCGAGUAGUCGAAGGGUGUAGUAGAACCUUGCUCCAUCCCCUGUUUCACUCACUUGGCAGGAGUCCUUCUUAUUGGUAGUGGUCUCGCAGCAGCUUUAAGCUGGUUUGUACAUAUUAUUUUUCUUUGGUGAGUGUACCUUGUACCCCUCACUUUGUUCUUUGUUCCCUCCUCCUGUCCCAUUCUCCACCCCUUCCCCACAACAGCAACCUACCUCUUGUCUUCAUGUGUAUCUCCCCCCCCCCCCCUGAUCAUCAACAAAAUUUGUAUUUGCUC
Messenger RNA from Chara braunii, 9252 nucleotides. Lineage: Eukaryota; Viridiplantae; Streptophyta; Charophyceae; Charales; Characeae. The record is from the annotation of a GenBank genome assembly.